AUGCAUUGCGAUGUUGACGAGGAGGAUGAGCAAACGAUUGCUCGAUAUUUUGGGGCACUCCGCCCUGAAAUCGCUGAUGUUGUGCAGUUACAACAAUAUUGGACGUAUGAAGACGUGUGCAGGCUAGCUUUGAAGGUGGAGAAACAGUUGACAAGGAAGAAGGCAGUUAACCGCUGGUCAGGGAAAGACGCAACACCUUUUCGUGGCAGUAGCAGUACCACGGGUCAAACCAAGCCAUCAGCUCCGACAGCAAAACAGCCAGUGGCGGUUACACCGAGAGAAUCUGGGCAGCGAUCAAGAACACCGGUGCGAUGCUUUAAAUGUCAAGGCUUUGGGCAUAUUCAAGCUGAUUGCCCCAAUCGACAGAUGAUCACGUUUGUGGGUGACGAUAGUAUUCCUACGUUUGACAAAUCAGAUGACGAGGAUGAACUAUCAGAUGGGAGUACCGAGUUGGUGUAUGCGGAUCAGGGGGCUACUUUGGUGGUUCGCCGUGUGUUGAAUGUAGCAGCUGCAGAGGAAGAGCUAUGGUUGAGGCAUAAUAUUUUUCAGACCGAGUGUACUGCACAAGGAAAGAUAUGCAACGUGAUUAUUGAUGGGGGUAGUUGUGAGAAUGUGGUUUCUUCGAUCAUGGUGGAAAAAUUGGGAUUAAGUACGAUUGCUCAUCCACAGCCCUAUAAGCUAUCAUGGUUGAUCAAAGGCAAUGAAUUGAAGGUUAGUAAGCGAUGUUUAGUUCAAUUUUCCAUUGGGAAGCGAUAUAAAGAUGAGGUCUGGUGUGAUGUAAUUCCUAUGGAUGCUUGUCAUAGUUUGCUUGGUCGUCCUUGGCAAUUUGAUCGUAGGGUCAAGCAUAAUGGGUUUAAAAAUACAUACACAUUAAAAAAAGAUGGUGCUACUAUCACCUUGUGCCCUUGUCCGGAUAAGAAGUGUGAUACUGUUGUUGACAAAACAGCUAACGAGAAUAGUAACCUGCUGACACGAUCAGCUUUUGUGGCAGCAGCAUCGGAGGCGCCAACAUGCUACGUGUUAGUCGUGGUCGAGAGCAACAGCGUGGAGUUGAAGAUCCCUAAGGCAGUGCAACCACUUUUGAACUUGUAUGAGGAUGUUUUACCAGCAGCCAUUCCGUCGGGUUUGCCUCCUAUGCGAGAUAUACAACACUGUAUUGAUCUGAUUCCAAGUUCACCCAUUCCUAACAAGGCUGCGUAUCGUUUGCGGCCAAAGGAGCAUGAAGAGUUACAGAAGCAAGUGUUGGAGUUAUUGGAGAAAGGUGUCAUUCGAGAGAGCAUGAGUCUGUGUGCUGUCACGGCGUUAAUGGUUCCGAAAGCGAAUGGGUCAAUGAGAAUGUGUAUGGACAGUAGAGCAAUCAACAUGAUCACUAUCAAAUACAGAUUUCCCAUCCCACGGUUUGAUGACUUGUUGGAUCAGCUUCAUGGUUCGCGAGUAUUCUCCAAAUUGACUUGCACAGUGGUUACCAUCAGAUUCGCCUAA
This is a messenger RNA of Salvia splendens (bonfire salvia), 1482 nucleotides long. RefSeq lists its product as uncharacterized. The transcript has a single exon. Lineage: Eukaryota; Viridiplantae; Streptophyta; Magnoliopsida; Lamiales; Lamiaceae. Gene Ontology annotation, molecular function: zinc ion binding; nucleic acid binding. The record is from RefSeq and is a predicted model, not a curated record. The coding region runs from base 1 to 1482 and encodes 493 amino acids.